CUUUCCUUUCAGUGAAACAUAGUCAGAGAUACUUCAGGAGUGGGGUUUCUGAAUUACACAGCCAGAAAGCUAUUUGCCAUCGUGUCUUCACUGCUGCCUUGAAAGAGCGGAAGACCAGCAAGAAAAGCCACGUCUAGCAUUGGUGUAUUGAAUGUACCGCAAUCCUGGCAGCUGUGCUUUGCUUUUGCUGUUUGAUGGUCCUCUCAUCACUGCAGUUACCCCACUCAUUAACAAAUCAAUAACCCAAGGAUCUUGACUGCAGGUGGAAAUGUGUGGCUUCUGGCUGUGAUCUUAAUAGAAAGAACAUUCAAGGAAGAAAUCACGGCUACAGUCAUGUCAGACAAAGAUAAAAGUGAGCUUAAAGCAGAAUUAGAGCGUAAAAAACAGCGCUUGGCUCAAAUCAGAGAGGAAAAGAAAAGGAAAGAAGAGGAGAGAAAGAAAAAGGAAGCUGAUCAGAAGAAAGAAUUGCCACAGAAUGAAGAAACUGAUAUUGAGAAGAAACGAAGGGAAGCUGAAGCUUUGCUCCAGAGCAUGGGCAUUACAUCUGAGCCUUCUGUUGUGCAUCCACUACGGGUAGUAACAGCGGAUACCUGUCUGUUUCACUAUUUAGUCCCUCCUACGUCUCCUCCCUCAAAAUCGGUGAGUACACCAAGUGAGGCUGGAAGCCAGGAUUCUGCUGAUUGCACUCUUGGGCCAAGGACCUUUCAUUGGGAUACCGAUCCUUCAGUUCUGCAGCUUCAAGCUGACUCUGAUCUUGGGCGUGGAGCAAUCAAACUGGAGAUGGCAAAGAUCACACAGGUAGACUUCCCUCCACGGGAGAUUGUUACUUAUACAAAGGGAACACAAACUCCAGUGAUUACACAGAAAGCUGAAGAAGAGGAGGAGGAAGAAAUUGUACCCAAGCAAGUAGUUGAACCAGAACCAGUACAAGUACAAAAAGAAGAAGAUAAAGAAGGUGUACCUCGUGAACUUACAGAAGAAGAAAAACAGCAGAUAAUUCACUCUGAUGAAUUCCUCACAUUCUUUGAUCACAGCACCAGAAUAAUUGAACGAGCUCUUGCAGAGCAUAAAGACUUGUUUUUUGACUACAGUGGCAAGGAUUUAGAAGAAAAAGAAGGAGAACUCCAAGGUGGAGCUAAACUUUCUUUAAAUAGAGAGUUUUCUGAUGAACGCUGGUCAAAACAUCGUGUUGUUACUUGCAUGGACUGGUCACCCCAGUACCCAGAGCUCCUUGUUGCUUCAUAUAACAAUAAUGAGGAUGCUCCCCAUGAACCAGAUGGUGUAGCCCUUGUAUGGAACAUGAAAUUUAAGAAAACAACUCCAGAGUAUGUCUUCCACUGCCAGUCAUCCGUAAUGUCAGCUUCUUUCGCACGAUUUCAUCCAAAUCUGGUAGUUGGAGGAACAUAUUCUGGUCAGAUUGUGCUCUGGGAUAAUCGCAGUAACAAAAGGACGCCAGUCCAGAGAACACCACUCUCUGCCGCUGCUCAUACGCAUCCAGUCUACUGCGUGAAUGUGGUUGGUUCUCAAAAUGCCCAUAACCUGAUCAGUGUUUCUACUGAUGGGAAGAUUUGCUCAUGGAGUCUAGAUAUGCUUUCACAACCACAGGAUAGCAUGGAGCUGAUGCAUAAGCAGUCAAAGGCAGUAGCUGCUACUUGUAUGUCCUUCCCAUUGGGUGAUGUCAACAAUUUUGUAGUUGGCAGCGAGGAAGGUUCUAUAUACACAGCAUGCCGUCAUGGAAGCAAAGCUGGAAUUAGUGAGAUCUUUGAUGGUCAUCAAGGGCCAAUCACAGGUAUUCAUUAUCACACUGCAGCUGGUCCAGCUGACUUCUCUCAUCUUUUUGUAACCUCUUCCUUUGAUUGGACAGUCAAAUUAUGGACAACUAAGAAUAACAAGCCUCUGUACUCCUUUGAAGACAAUGCCGAUUACGUUUAUGAUGUUAUGUGGUCUCCCACCCAUCCUGCCAUGUUUGCUUGCGUUGAUGGAAUGGGAAGACUCGAUUUGUGGAAUUUAAACAAUGACACGGAGGUACCAACAGCAAGCAUAACAGUUGACAGUAAUCCUGCACUGAACCGUGUGAAAUGGACUCAGACUGGAAGAGAAAUUGCUGUGGGUAAUUCAGAAGGGCAGAUACUGAUAUAUGAUGUAGGAGAGCAAAUAGCAGUUCCUCGAAGUGAUGAAUGGACACGCUUCGCUCGAACUUUGGCAGAAAUAAAUGCGAACAGAGCUGAUGCAGAGGAAGAAAUUGCAGCAUGAAUAGCAGAUCAGAAUUCAAGCCAAGACCUGUAUGUAGAGUAGGAAACAGCAUUUCAAUUAACUGUCCAAUUAAACUUAGUACCUUGUUUGGUAAUUCCUAAAUGGCACAUGAAUUGUUGUGCAACAAAAUUAUUAAUUCCAUUCUUCCCACAUUUCAAUAGAAUAAUAAGUCCCAUCACAAAAGGUAGUCAAAUAAACAUUUAAAGUGUCACCAAUAUGUGCAACAGUAGAAGAGAGGGUAGAAUUCUUAGCAAUUUUAUAAAAUUCAUACUUAAGGAACUGAUUCUACCUGUAGUAUUUUUGACUUCCACUUUUGUGAAGAUUGUACUUUCCUGUAUUAGAUUUGUAAUUUUUAAGUAUUCUUUGGAAAAUCACUUUCCAUUGUAUAGUGGUUCUGAUACCUCAACUUCUAUCUGUAACACUUUUGAACUCACCCAUUGCAUGUAAUACUGCAGGAGUCAUCUUGCCACUAAUCUGUAACCGGUUGACAUUAUUGUGCAGUAAUGACCAGAAAGGCAAGAGUCAAUGUGGGAAAUUUGUUCUCUUGUAGUUGGAAAUAGCACUUAUCCAUAUUAGUAUUUUAAUUAAUUUUUAAAACUUCUUUUGGGAAAUGUGAAGUUUUAACAAGAGUUACAAUUCCACAUGGUCGUAAGCUAUAGUUUUAGGCAUUGGAAGAUGCAGGAAAGCUAAAAUAAUAGAGAAUACUGGACUUAGCAGAUGAGGCAGCAUCUACUGUGAAAGAGAAACAAAGUUAAUAUUUGAGGUUUGUGACCUGACACAUUAACUUCUUCUGCACUGAUGCUCCCUGGCUGUAAAGUAUUUGUAGCAUUUAACAACAGCUAAGACGUAAAAUAAGCCUUUGCUUUAAAGAUGCAAAAGCAAACAAAUAUUUUUAACAGUGAUCUGUAAAUUGAUGCAUUCUUUUCUCAGGAGGCCCUUAUUAAUUUAGUGGAACUGCUUUAAAUGUGGUAUCCUUAGUUCUCAAUUUACAAAACUAGUAAAACGAAAUGCACAAGUUCUUAAAAUAGUUGUCAACUAUUAACUGCUGUGACUACUUCACAAAAAAUAGCCAAAUUAUUGCAUAAACACCUGUUAGCCAGCUUGACUGUUCAUAAUGCUACCUUUCAAAUUCAAAUCUGAACCUGCAAGAUUCUUGUGUGGACUACUUUCCAGGGUGCAAAUCUUACAUCUGGGACAUAUCUGACAUGAUCAUUCUUCUGUUACUACUUAAGAGCACAAUAAAACACAUUAUUAUUUAACCUAAACAGACAAUGUUUAAACUAAUCAAUUUGUUAGAUAAGUUUUUACAAAAGUUAUGUCAAAUUGGCAUGAAAAUUGUUACAAAUAAUAAAACUUACAGGAAAAUAAA
This is a messenger RNA of Pristis pectinata (smalltooth sawfish), 3622 nucleotides long. RefSeq names its product cytoplasmic dynein 1 intermediate chain 2-like. Gene Ontology annotation, cellular component: cytoplasmic dynein complex. Gene Ontology annotation, biological process: transport along microtubule. NCBI's taxonomy places the organism in Eukaryota, Metazoa, Chordata, Chondrichthyes, Rhinopristiformes, Pristidae. Gene Ontology annotation, molecular function: dynein light chain binding; dynein heavy chain binding. The transcript is spliced from 18 exons. The record is from RefSeq and is a predicted model, not a curated record. Bases 334 to 2253 code for a protein of 639 amino acids.